Nanorana parkeri is the source of this 1829-nucleotide messenger RNA. RefSeq names its product solute carrier family 8 member B1 (gene SLC8B1). Gene Ontology annotation, molecular function: calcium:sodium antiporter activity. Gene Ontology annotation, biological process: intracellular calcium ion homeostasis; calcium export from the mitochondrion. Lineage: Eukaryota; Metazoa; Chordata; Amphibia; Anura; Dicroglossidae. Gene Ontology annotation, cellular component: membrane. The transcript has 16 exons. The coding region runs from base 63 to 1820 and encodes 585 amino acids. The record is from RefSeq and is a predicted model, not a curated record.
UACACUAUACAUUGCUUAAUAAGUUCUCGCUUUGUCAGACAUUUCCAAGCAUCUGUCAGUCGAUGCCCCUUGCCAUUUCACGAUGGUUUGCGACUGCUGCAUCUUCAAGUCAAGAAGCCGCCAACCUCACACUAUUCUACAGGCUUCUAGCUUCAGAGAGACAUGGGAACUAUGGAAACUACACUACAGGAGAGGUUGAUUGUCAAGAGGUGGGAAAAUGGAAUGCCUCUCUUCGCUGUGACUUUAUCAGAAGAACACCAGAUUGCAAUGAUAGUGAUGGAUACUUAAGUUACUUGGAUGGGGCGUUCUGCAGUUUUCCUCCAUCACUUUUUCCACUGGCUAUCUUCUUGUAUGUUCUGUGGCUUAUUUACCUUUUCAUCAUUCUUGCAGUAACUGCAGAGAAGUUCUUUUGUCCAAACUUGUCUGCAAUCUCAAGAACACUCAGGCUUUCCCAUAAUGUGGCACAAACUUCCUUGACCUUUUCACUUCAUGGUGUCACCUUUUUAGCCUUUGGGAAUGGAGCCCCUGAUGUGUUCAGUGCUGUGGCUGCAUUCUCAGACUCCAGGACUGCUGGGCUGGCUAUCGGCGCUCUCUUUGGUGCUGGUGUAUUUGUCACCACAGUCGUAGCAGGAGGCAUCGCAUUGGUAAAGCCAUUUACUGCUGCUUCUCGUCCAUUUUUGAGAGAUAUUACAUUCUAUAUUGCUGCAAUCUUCCUCACAUUUUACGUGCUGUAUCAAGGUUAUGUGACUUUACCGAUCAUUCUGGUGUAUCUACUGAUGUACGUGGCUUAUGUACUUGUUGUUGUGCUCUCCUCCUGGAUCUAUCAGAGGAUGCGCCAUCAUCUGUUGGCUGCCCCCAGCUUAAGCGAGCCAGAUCUUCUAACGGAAAAAGAUGAAUCUAGAGAACCUAGUCCUCAUGGCUCUGAGUUUGGCGAUGAGUAUCAACCAUUAUUACCAGUGCAGCAAGGUACCUGGCAGAUCCUCCUGGAAUCUGUGAAUCCAGUGGAUGCAAGGAAGUGGAGACAAAAACCCUGGCAUUGGAAAAUUCUAAAAGUUGUAAAGUACCCCAUAGAGGUGCUACUUCGUAUUUCUGUCCCUGUGGUGGACCCUGACAAGGAAGAUUACAACUGGCAGAGACCUUUGAACUGCAUUCAUCUAAUCACCAGUCCUGUUCUCUGUGUUUUCGGUCUAAAUUCAGGAACCUAUGGACUGUACCUUAUUCAGGGCAAACUGCCAAUCUGGGCACUUUUGAUGAUCAUUGGAACUCCAUUGGCAGUCAUCAUCUUCUUCACUACAAAGAACAGCCAGCCACCCAAGUACUACUUUCUUUUUUCCUUCUUGGGAUUCGUUACCAGUGCUCUGUGGAUCAGUGCUGCUGCAACUGAAAUUGUUAAUCUGCUACGCACUUUUGGAGUUAUCUUCCGGCUGAGUAACACAGUGCUGGGAUUAACCUUGCUUGCUUGGGGGAACAGUAUUGGGGAUUUUGUAUCUGACCUCACACUGGCUCGUCAAGGCUAUCCUCGCAUGGCAUUCUCUGCGUGUUUUGGAGGAAUCAUAUUCAAUGUGUUAAUAGGAGUUGGUCUAGGCUGUUUGCUGCAGAUGGGCCCGUCGAAGACUGUGUUACUGCUGGAUGCACAAGGUCUUUUGGUAUGGGUAUUGGCAGGAGGUCUUGGAGUCAGCCUGGUUUUUUCACUAGUUCUCGUGCCGCUGCAAUGUUUCCAUCUUCGUCGUGCCUAUGGAAUUGCCCUCAUUGUCCUCUAUGUUCUCUUUCUACUUAUAGCAUUACUAACUGAGUUUAGAAUAAUCAAACUGAAUACCUGAUGCUAAAAG